Molecule: messenger RNA, 2890 nt
Organism: Fomitiporia mediterranea MF3/22
Lineage: Eukaryota; Fungi; Basidiomycota; Agaricomycetes; Hymenochaetales; Hymenochaetaceae
Product: Zn-dependent exopeptidase
Exons: 6
Coding region: 38-2677 (879 amino acids)
Biological process (GO): proteolysis
Molecular function (GO): metalloexopeptidase activity
Source: RefSeq, a predicted model, not a curated record
UGCUGCGCCCACAGCGACUUGCCUGCCGUCCACAACGAUGGGCUUCCGGGACUACGUAGCAGCGGUGCUUGCCUUCAAAACAAUUCCGGUGAUGGUUGUUACUGUUGUCGUUUAUGCUGCGAUCUAUCUCUCCAUAGCCAUUCUUGAUGAUCUACCGUCUGUUCCGUCGGCGAGAAACCAACUUGGAUUGAAUGUUGAUCAGGCGUAUGCUGAUCUGCAUAAAAUUGCCGGACUUCCUCACCCGUACAACUCACACCAAAACGACGUCGUACGGGAAUAUAUUCUCGAUCGCGUACAAGACAUAGCCUCCCACUCAUCCUUCGUCACAAUCGACGACGACCUCACGUCCAACGUAACGUUCGGACAAACAUGGGGAUCUGACGGUGGACUAGCAGCGUACUUCGAAGGGUCGAACAUUCUUGUGAAGGUAAAUGGGAGACUACCGCAAUUGGAUGGAGUUUUGUUUUCAGCGCAUUUUGAUUCGGUGUCGACUGCGCCGGGGGCGACGGAUGAUGGGAUGGGAGUGGCUACGUUGAUUGCGCUUGUGGAGCAUUUCUCGAAGAAAGGGAAUCAGCCGAAGAGGACGGUUGUGUUUAAUAUUAAUAAUGCGGAGGAGGAUGGGUUGUAUGGAGCGCAUGCCUUCCUUGAGCAUCCUUGGUUUAACCUUACUGGUGACUUCGUGAACCUCGAAGGUGCAGGUGCCGGCGGCCGGCCCCUACUACUCCGGACAACAUCCACCCGACUCGCAAAAUCCUGGAAGCACGUCGCUCAUCCGCAUGGUGUUGUCAUAAGCGCAGACGCGUUUAACCGUGGUCUCGUACGGAGUGGAACUGAUUACACCGUAUACACUGCGGCAGGGCAUGGAGGCAUUGACUUUGCAUUCUACCGGCAACGUAGUAAAUAUCAUACGAAGGAGGAUGCUAUCCCUUCACUUGGAGGAAAAGCUGCAUUGUGGAAUAUGAUGGAGUCAACUCUACUUGCUAGUCUUGCACUUGUAAACGAUGCGAAUAGCGAUAUAGGGUCAAAGAACUCGCCAGUUUAUUUUGACUUGUUCGGAGAAGCGUUUGUCACCGCAUCACUCAAGACAUUCUACAUCUUAAACAUAGUCAUGCUCGUAGUCGGACCUUUGCUAGUAGGAUCGUUAGUUUUCACUGUGUACAAGAUGAAGAAACUGUAUUGGUCGCCAAGGGGCUGGGGACGUACCCUUAUUUCUAUUAUUAUUGGUGGCGGCCUGUCAAUCGGACUUGGAAUGAUCUACGUACGCGUAAAUCCUUUUAUCGCCUACUCCUCUGCUACAGCUGUGUUCAUCUCGACUCUUUCACUAAGUCUUCUCUCGGCUUAUGUCGUUUUGGAGAUAUUCGCGUAUUUCCUUCCGGUUCCGCAACAGAAGUCGAUGGCGUUGGUCGAAUGCUAUAUUUUCUGGUGGAUUCUCCUUGUGGUGGCUACCGUGCUUGUUGAUAAAAGGCGUAUUGCGGGCAUGUACUUCGUGACGUUCUUCCAUGCGAGCACGUUAGCUGCGCUAUUACUUGGCUUCAUCGAACACUUUACAUUACCAAGUGCGCAGGAAGGCAGUAGUCGAAAUGCUACAGCUGCAGUUAACGACGACGAUGAUGGGAAUGAUGGAGCUGAACCCGAGGAGUCGACUGAACGUACGCCAUUGCUAGGCGAAAAUGGUCUGGCGAUCAGGAAAAGCGAGAUUGAUGAAGAUAACGUUAUUGGAUUAUGGUUCUUGCAGUACUUGCUUGCUGUGCCCUUCCCUGUCAUCUUGAUCACGCAGCUCGGUGUUAUGUUGAUGAACGCGCUCCCUCAGACGUUAGCGGAUGGUAGUCCGGCAAAGACGAUCUACCUCAGUAUCUCGAUCAUCUCGAUAUUGAGCUUCGUCCCCCUCCUUCCUUUCGUACACAAACUACAUCGGACGAUACCCUAUGCACUUGUCGUCGUGCUGAUAGUCACCAUCCUAUACAACGUCUUCGCGUUCCCCUUCUCCGAAAACUCCCCCUUCAAAAUCUUCUUCCAACAAACUAUCGAUCUGGAAUCGGGAGAGAACACAGUUCGGUUGAGUGGUAUGGAACCUUGGUUGUCGAGAUGGAUUGUUCCUGAGGUACCUUCUUCGUGGGGCUCAACAACAGCUGAUACGUGUGGACAUAAAGAUGAUUUGAGGUAUGGGAUGCCAUCGUGUAGGUGGUCUGGUCUCGAACCGCAUGUAGCGACGAAAUCGCCCGAGAAAUGGAUUACGGUGAAGACGAAUGGAACUGCACCGGGGAUGGGAACGAUCUCUAUCUCGGGACUCGAAACACGCAAUUGUCGGGUGUAUUUCGAUAAACCUGUCACUACUGUGAGCGUCCAAGGGUCUUCGGGAACUGUACAGGAAGAGUUCCCAUUACCCGAAGAUGGGAUACGGGAAUUAAGGCUCUGGAGUAGGACAUGGGGGAGGACGUUUGAAGUAAGCGUCGCUUGGAACGUCGACGCUGAGGAUGCCGACGGUGACAGUGAUAGUGAAGAAGAAGAGAGAAAUGCGGACGCACAGGCGUUGACAGGACGCGUAGCGUGUGAGUGGGCUGAGAGCGCUGGGAUACCCGCACUUGAAGAGGUGGUGAGUUUCUUACCGAAGUGGGCGGGGGUGACGAAGAGGACGGAUGGGUUGCUCGAAGGGUAUAAGACGUUUAGGUUGAGUUGAAUUGGGUUGAGUUGUGAUAAUAAUAAAUUUGAUUGGACGAUGUGACCAGGUUUUCUUGGUUAAGUACCCUUUUCUCGCUUUUCAGUCUGCACAAAAGAAUCGUAAGUAACUAUGCAUGUCCAUUUUUUUUUACAUGUUUCAUCCUUGCACAAACGUGUACUUACUUCAAUUCUCAUAACAUUUUUUCACCCUUUUUUAAAUGAUGUAAUGUAA